Notolabrus celidotus (New Zealand spotty) is the source of this 1521-nucleotide messenger RNA. It is a transcript of the gene smg7, whose product is annotated as SMG7 nonsense mediated mRNA decay factor. The transcript is spliced from 13 exons. Gene Ontology annotation, biological process: nuclear-transcribed mRNA catabolic process, nonsense-mediated decay. The annotation marks the transcript as partial. Gene Ontology annotation, molecular function: protein binding; telomeric repeat DNA binding; telomerase RNA binding. Gene Ontology annotation, cellular component: telomerase holoenzyme complex. NCBI's taxonomy places the organism in Eukaryota, Metazoa, Chordata, Actinopteri, Labriformes, Labridae. The record is from RefSeq and is a predicted model, not a curated record.
UCUCCUCCUUCUCUUUCUCCUCCUCCUCCUCUCUCCUCCUCCUCCUCCUCCUCUUCCUCUCAGUGGGGCCCUCUGUGGGUCAGACAGGAACAAUAUGGCGCCGGGUGGAGUGUUAGCCUCUGGUCCAGUCUUUGUCUGAGGGUCUGGGGAUCCGUCAGGAUGAACCUCUGCGCCCAGUAUCUGAGACAGGCAGAGGCCCUGAAGGCUGACAUGACAGAUUCAAAGCUGGGGGCGGCAGAGGUGUGGACGUCUCGGCAGGCCCUGCAGGACCUGUACCAGAAGAUGCUGGUCACAGACCUGGAGUACGCUCUGGACAAGAAGGUGGAGCAAGACCUGUGGAAUCAUGCUUUCAAGAACCAGAUCACCACCCUGCAGAGCCAGGCCAAGAACAGAGCCAACCCCAACCGCAGCGAGGUCCAGGCCAACCUGUCGCUGUUCCUGGAGGCCGCGAGCGGCUUCUACACUCAGCUGCUGCAGGAGCUCUGCACCGUGUUCAACGUGGACCUGCCGAGUCGCGUCAAGUCGUCGCAGCUCGGCAUCAUCAGCAAUAAACAGAGCAGCAGCAGCGCCAUCGUCACGCCGCAGCCCAGCUCCUGCUCCUACAUCUGCCAGCACUGCCUCGUCCACCUCGGAGACAUCGCUCGUUACCGCAACCAGACCAGCCAGGCGGAGUCGUACUACAGACAUGCAGCUCAGCUGGUCCCAUCCAACGGUCAGCCCUACAACCAGCUGGCCAUCCUGGCCUCCUCUAAAGGAGACCACCUCACCACCAUCUUCUACUACUGCCGCAGCAUCGCUGUCAAGUUCCCCUUCCCCGCAGCCUCCACCAACCUGCAGAAGGCCCUGUCCAAGGCUCUGGAGAGCCGUGAUGAGGUGAAAACCAAGUGGAGCGUGUCGGAUUUCAUCAGGGCCUUCAUCAAGUUUCACGGUCACGUCUACCUGAGUAAGAGUCUGGACAAACUGGACGCUCUGAGGGAGAGGCUGGAGGAGCAGUUUCAGAGGCUGAUCCUGCAGAAAGCCUUCAGCUCUCAGCAGCUGGUCCACAUCACCGUCAUCAACCUGUUUGAGCUCCAUCACCUGAGAGACCUGACAGCCGACAGCAGCGAGCAGAGCUACAGCAGCGAGCAGCAGAUCGGCUGGUUCCAGCUGCUGGGACUCUUCAUGUCCUUCCUGGGCGUCAUGUGCAGCCGCGCUCUGCUCAACAGGAGCCGGGGGGAGGAGAUCAUGGGGGAGUGUCCUCUGCCCGCCAUCAAGGUCUCUCUGGACUGGCUCAGGCUGAGACCCAGCGUCUUCCACGAGGCCGCGGUGGACAAGAGGCAGCAUAUCUGGCCCUGGCUGGUCUCCAUCCUCAACAGCUUCCAGCCCAAAGAGGACGACGUGUCGUGCUCCUCAGUGACGCCCCUGCCCGAGGAGUUUGAGCUGCAGGGUUUCUUGGCGCUGCGGCCCGCUCUCAGGUCUCUGGACUUCACCCAAGGUCAUCAGGGGAUUCUGGUGGACAGAGACGGUCUGCCGGUCCACACC